UAGCCUCAUAUUUAUAACUUUUAAAAUAUAUAGAAGAUAUAUAAUUUAUAAGUAUCAAUUAGAUGUAUUUAUUCUUAAUUAUAUUAGUUUUGCAUAAUAAGAAAAUAAAUAAAUAAGAAAUGGACUUUCUUUCUUUGUAAAUAUAAAGGUUAAAGAUCUUUAUACUAAUAGAUAAACCACUAAAAAAACAAUUAGAAUUAGAUAGCAUUAAAAGAUAUUAAAAAUCAGUAAAUUUUAUUAAAACAAAUCUUCAAGAGAUUUAUGUUAGAUUAAAACAGCUAGUAAAAGGCAAGCACUUUUUGCUAUAUCUGCGAGUAAAAAAUAGUUCCAAGUUAAUCAUUUUAGAUUUGUUGCGGAAAGAAUGUGUGUGAAAACUGUUUAAAAUAGAGGGAGUUAAAUAUAGUGUGUCCAAAAUGUAAUUCUCAGCAUGAUCCAUAACGGAUAAUCAAUAUCACUAAUAAAAUGAGGGGAGAAUAAAAUUUUUUUAAAAAAAGCAAUAAUUUUAAUAAUAACAAUUAAUUUGAAUAGAAUAAUUAAAAAGAAAUAUAGGUAAAAAUGGUUUAAAGUUUAAAAUAAAGCUAAAAUUUAGAGUAAAAUAGCUUAGAAUUUAAAAAUUCUGCUUUAAAAAGAAAUAAUCCUCAACAAAUUUAGGGAAGCAAUCAAUAAAAUAGAAUGAGAGAAGAAUAAGAAAUCAAUAGGAGCUAAGCUAAAUUUAAGAAAGUGCCUAAUAGAUAGUUUUUUAGUUAAACAACAUUCAAAAAAAUAGCAAAUAAAAAAUAGCCUUUUGUUUUCGAUUAGCCUUUUUAAGAUCCAAACUGUGAACAAACAUAGCAUUACAAUCCAUCUUUGGCUAAAAUUUAAUAAUAAAGUUUUAGCUAACAAGAAGCAUUUUUUUCACAAUCACUUCAUCCUGCUGCAUAAAGUCAAGAUAAUAUGAACAAUAAUGGCAAUUUUAAUAAUAAUAAUGUUUUUGAUUAGUUAAAUUAGAGUCAAAAUAAUUAAAAUAUUUAGAAUCUGAGAAAUAAUAAGUUAGAAAGUAAUAUUUAAACUUAAAUAAAUUAUUAAGAACCACUUAAUAAUAAUUAAAUGAACCCUUCAUUUUAGCAGUAAUAAAUAGAUUAAUUUCAACAGCCUUAAGUUCCUUUUUUCUAAGAAGGUCGUUCAAGCUAAUUUAUGUCAAAUUAAAAUAGGACAAAAAACAUUGAUCGAUUCGGUGCAACUCCUUAUACACCUGUCUAAAAGCAAAACAAUCAGCUAUUUUAUUCAGUUAGAUAAACUAAAAUAAGGCAAGACAACUUUUUUAUAAAUAAUACACCAUAAUAGAGCCAAUAAUUAGCCUCUUCGAAAAUAAAUAUCCAAUAAAAUGAUGAUAUCUUAUUUAAAUAAACAGAAUCACCAUAUGUUAAUUAGCAUUGCUAGCAGCCUAUUUAUAACUAGUAAUUUUUUGAGCAAAAUUAACCUUUAACGACCUACUAACCUUUUAUUCAAGACUCUGUCAUAAUUAAUACUUAGCCUACUCCUGCAAUUUCUUUCUCACCCUUUAUUUUUGCAGCUUAACCUCCUGCUGUAUUUCCUGAACCUAUUUUUUAUGUAGUUUAAGACAAUUUUAUUUAACAUCAACCUCCUUAAUUUGGCACGAAUUUAUUUUAAUAAAUAUCUAGUAAUAAUUAAUAAAAUAAUCAAUAAAUUAAUAAUACUGAUUUAAAUCAGACUAGUGUUACAAAGCCUAUCUAUUUAAAUUUUAACGAAAGCAAAAGCACAACGCCAAAAAAAUCAAUUUAUGAUAUAUAUCAUGAUAGUAUAUCGUCAAAAAAUUUGAAAGAGUAAGAAAGCUUAAUGGAUUUGUCAAGCCAAAAUUCAACAACUUAAUCAAGCUAGUAUCCUAAGCUAAACCUAGAUUAAAAUAUAUCCUUCAAUUAAAUUAGAGAUUGGCAUCAAUCCAAUAUCAAAAGGAAUGGAGAUUACCUUUUUAAAGAUAGUUAAAGAGAUAGUAUAUAUUCAAAUGAUGAUUCUUCAUUAUUUUCACAAUAAAGUAAUUAGUAAUCCAUAAAUUUCAAUAGCAUCGAUAGAUAAUAAUAAUAACUUUUUGAAAGUAUUUGUAAUAACUUACAAAGAUAAAGAAUAUAGUAAUAAAAUUCAAAUGAACAAAGCUAAGAAUUGAAAAAUUCAGAAAAUAUCUAUAAUGAUGGUAAUUACUAGUAUUUUUAAAAUAGUGAACCAUUUGGAAGUAGUAUUAAUUACUAACACUAGAACUAAUAAUAAUAAACAAAUUAAGACUAUUAAUCACCGAAUAACAAUGUAAACAACUAAUAGUUAUAGAUAAAUUAAUUGGAUUAGGACUUUGAUUUUGAGUAAUAGUUCCAAAAUAUCCAUAUAUGA
Molecule: messenger RNA, 2379 nt
Organism: Tetrahymena thermophila SB210
Lineage: Eukaryota; Ciliophora; Oligohymenophorea; Hymenostomatida; Tetrahymenidae
Exons: 3
Source: RefSeq, a predicted model, not a curated record